GUUUUUUUAGAGAAUGACCCUAAUGAAUCAAGAGGUCACCAUCAAUAACAACAAUACCAAGGACGACAACGAUAACAACAAUAGCAAUAAUACCAACUAUAAAGAAAUGGAAACACUAACAGAAGAGUUUGAUGAAAAAGUUAAUUUUAUACAUGAACCUUUAGAUGAUGAAGAUCAUAAUAAUAACAAAGAAGUGGAGAAUAUCUUUAGUCAAGUAAAUAAUCAUGAAGCCCGUAGACCUUCUCUUGCACCAAAUCAACUAGAUACCCAACAAGAGGAACAACAGAAACCAACUCAACAAACAGAAAUACCCUUUGAUUUUAAUCGAUUCUUGGAACAAAUGAAGAGUCGUAGUGCGAAACCGAUAACUCGAUAUUUUAAAAGUUUUCUACAAGCAUUCGAUCGUCGUCCAUGGACAGUGAAUGAACAAGUCAAGAUCAUUCAAGACUUUUUAGAUUUCAUCUAUGUGAAAAUGCGUGAAAAUGAGAUAUGGAAAGAUAUGUCAGAGCAAGAGUUCUUUAAUGCUAAAGAAGGCAUGGAAAAGUUGGUCAUGAAUAGAUUAUAUUAUGCUACAUUUUGUCCGAGCACAACAGACGAUAAAGAACGAGAUGAUCUUUUGUAUCAGAAAAUAAGUAUAUUCAGAUGGAUACGUGAAAGACAUUUGGAUAUACCAGAAACAGAACAUAACGAAGCCUUUUUGACAUUUGCUGAGUCUGAAUUGUUGAAGAUGAACAAUUACAAGGCACCAAGAGACAAACUGAUUUGUAUUCUCAAUUGUUGCAAAGUUAUAUUUGGCUUAAUAAAGCAUGUUGAAGGAGAGGGUGGAGCUGAUAAAUUUUUGCCGAUUUUGAUUUAUGUCAUCAUUAGAGCAAACCCUCCUCGGCUAGUUUCCAAUACACAGUAUAUUUAUCGAUUUAGAAGUAUAGACCAAUUACAAGCCGAGGCAGGGUACUAUUUAACCAACCUGAUGGGUGCUAUAGCGUUCAUCGAAACAAUGGAAGCAAAGUCAUUAUCUAUUACCAAGGAAGAAUUUGAUAGCAAUAUUGAACAAACGAUGAAUGAGUUAAAGAUGGAAAGACCUUCGAUUAGUCUUAAUAAGCAACAAGUCAGCUAUGAAAACGCGCUUCAUCCAUCUCGAUCAUCACCUCGCCUUCCAACCCAAGGCUUACUCGAUUCAUCCAAAGCUGUAGCAUUUUUAGAAAAAGGAAGCUUAUUAGCACAAAAAACUAUGCAAAGGCCACUAAGUUUUGUAGGCAAAAUUUUUCAGGGACUUACACCCACAGAAGAAUCAAGACCACCUCUUCCACCUCGACCGAUGACCGAUCAGGGACCUAUGCAAAGAGAACAAAAGGAACAAUUUGAACAAGACUUACAGACAUUACAGACCAUGUUUCCUAAUAUUGAUCCCAGUGUAUGUUGCUUAGUGCUAAAUGCCAAUCAUGGGGUCUUGGCUCAUUCUAUUGAAAAUCUAUUAGAGAUAUCAAAUCAACAACAUCAUCGAUAAAAAUAGUUUUUUAACUCAGUCGCAUAAAUAAACCAUGUGAAGGGAUAAAAGAAUAGUAAAAUAGAAAGAAAGUAAAAGAGAGAAAGAGAGAGAAAGACAGUGCUGAGCGUGGCUUUAACUUGACGUAAUAUAAAUUAUCC
Molecule: messenger RNA, 1644 nt
Organism: Rhizopus microsporus ATCC 52813
Lineage: Eukaryota; Fungi; Mucoromycota; Mucoromycetes; Mucorales; Rhizopodaceae
Exons: 12
Coding region: 14-1504 (496 amino acids)
Biological process (GO): vesicle-mediated transport
Cellular component (GO): cytosol; endocytic vesicle
Molecular function (GO): ubiquitin binding; guanyl-nucleotide exchange factor activity; small GTPase binding
Source: RefSeq, a predicted model, not a curated record